CUGCUAGCUAUGGUUCGUGUAUCAAGUGCUUCACCCUUGCAACUUGCUCACAUCAUCUCACAUGAGGAUCUUCUUACUUUGCUUCCUCCUUUCCAUUGGCCUUGAUCUUGCACUCUUCAGUGCAACUCCUGAUGACCAACUCUUAUACCUUGGCUUCACAGGCACUAAUCUUACCGUUGACGACACUGCCACAGUCACGUCGAACGGACUGCUUGAGGUAACCAAUGGUACACUUAAUUCCAAAGGCCAUGCUUUCUACCCAACUCCAUUGCACUUCCGCGAUUCACACAAUGGUACAGUGCAGUCUUUCUUCGUGACCUUCGUGUUUGCCAUCCGCUCCACCUACCAAAUCAUGAGCCUACAUGGCUUCGCCUUUAUCAUAGCCCCAAGCACGAAUUUCUCAGAUGCAAUGUCCAACCAAUACUUAGGAUUCAUGAACUCCCAGAAGAGAGGCAACUUGAGCAACCAUAUCUUCGCCAUUGAACUAGACACUGGCCUAAAUGUCGAGUUCCAAGACAUCGAUGCCAACCAUGUUGGCAUCGACAUCAACGAUCUCCACUCUAUAGAGUCCCACACUGCAGGCUACUAUGAUGAUAGGAACAGUAGCUUCCAAAAUAUGAGUCUUAUCAGUGGUGAUGCCAUGCAUGUGUGGGUAGAAUACCAUGGAGAAGCCAAAAGAAUCAGUGUGACUAUGGCUCCACUCCAUGUGGCGAAACCAAAAAGGCCGCUCAUCUCAACGCAUCUUGAUCUUUCAACAGUGCUACAGAAGUCAUCAUACAUCGGUUUCUCAUCAUCAACUGGCUCAGUUGAAUCGAUACACUAUGUGCUUGGCUGGAGCUUCGGCAUGAACAAACCUGCUCCAGAGAUCGAUAUUGCCAAACUGCCAAAGCUACCUCCGCAGGGCCAAAAACGUCAAUCAAUACUUCUGGAAACUGUCCUACCAAUAGCGACGGCAACAUUCAUAGUCGUUAUGGGUGCCAUCAUCAUUUCACUUGUGAGGAGGAAACGGCGAUAUGCUGAGCUGAAAGAAGAUUGGGAAGUUGAAUUCGGGCCACACCGUUUCUCAUACAAGGAUUUGUAUCAUGCUACCGAAGGAUUUAAGAGCAAGAACCUACUAGGCGCUGGAGGAUUCGGGAAAGUAUACAGAGGAGUACUUCCUUCAUCCAAAUUGGAAGUUGCUGUGAAGAAGGUUUCCCAUGAAUCAAGGCAGGGUAUGAAGGAGUUCAUUGCUGAAGUUGUUAGCAUUGGCCGCAUUCGACACCGUAACCUUGUUCAGUUACUUGGCUAUUGCAGGAGAAAAGGUGAAUUGCUUUUAGUAUAUGACUACAUGUCUAAUGGUAGUCUUGAUAAGUAUUUGUACUGUGAUGAGGGCAUGAGAACAGUGACUUGGGCUCAGAGGUUUCGGAUCAUCAAAGGCAUUGCAACAGGUCUGCUCUACCUCCAUGAGAAGUGGGAGAAAAUUGUCAUCCACCGUGAUAUUAAGGCAAGCAACGUGCUUCUUGAUAGUGAAAUGAACGGACGCCUUGGUGACUUUGGCCUUGCAAGAUUGUAUGACCAUGGCACCGAUCCACAGACCACACAUGUUGUAGGUACCAUGGGCUACCUAGCCCCAGAGUUGGUAAACACAGGAAAGGCAACCCCACUAACAGAUGUGUUUGCCUUUGGUGCAUUUCUUCUUGAGGUUACCUGCGGACAAAGGCCAGUGAACAACAAUACAAGGGAUAAUCAAGAGGUUCUUGUUGACUGGGUACUUGAGCAUUGGCACAAAGGAUCACUAACCGAUACGGUAGACCCCAAGCUACAAGGUCAUUAUAAUGUCGAUGAAGCAUGCCUGGCAUUAAAACUAGGGCUAUUAUGCUCACACCCAUUCACCAAUGUAAGGCCCAACAUGCAGCAAGUCGUGAAGUACCUUGAUGGAGAUUUGCCACUCCCGGAGUUGUCCCACACACACAUGAGCUUCAGCUUACUCACCCUAAUGCAAGACGAAGGGUUUGACCCAUACGUACUGUCAUACGAUUCAUCCAACAAGAUAAGCAUUGGUACAGUAUCCGGCAUCUCGGGAGGAAGAUGAUAUACAUGGCGUUUGAUCGAUGUCAUCAUAAUAUAAACUAACUAAUGGUUCCGUGAUGCACGAUUACUUUAGUACUAAUAAAUCAUGUACUAUAGUAUAGUAUUGUUUCUAUGGAUUAGACUUUUCUGGGGCUUUUCUUUUGCUAACACCAGUGUAUCAAUGUAUCAUUAGAUCUCCAAUAGGUUCUCCAAAGAAGACUGAAUAGGUAAAAAAAAGUCAGUGAAAUCACGAUGCAAUAGACUCACUAUCUUCCGGCUUCGCUAUCUCA
Panicum virgatum (switchgrass) is the source of this 2339-nucleotide messenger RNA. Its product is annotated as L-type lectin-domain containing receptor kinase SIT2-like. Gene Ontology annotation, biological process: protein phosphorylation. Bases 62 to 2071 code for a protein of 669 amino acids. The transcript has a single exon. NCBI's taxonomy places the organism in Eukaryota, Viridiplantae, Streptophyta, Magnoliopsida, Poales, Poaceae. The record is from RefSeq and is a predicted model, not a curated record. Gene Ontology annotation, molecular function: protein kinase activity; ATP binding; carbohydrate binding. Gene Ontology annotation, cellular component: plasma membrane.